AUGUACAACAACGAUGGGAGCCGAAACCCGGCCGAGGACAGUUCCCGUGUGGGCUUCUCGCCUAUAGGCAUCAUCAUGGCCCUCUCUCUCGCCGUGACUGUGACCAUCGCUCUUGUCGCCCUAGGCCUUUUGAGACGGUAUCCCGGCGGGAAACAAGCAGUACCGAUAACGUCUACCCACAGUGGUGUGAUUAGCGUCGCUUCUCAUCGUCCUCCGGGCGAUACCGAGGCCCACUUGCUACCCGUCCAAUGGGGAGCAGUCAUUUCGGAAGACGGCCUGUACUGCCAAACUACGUAA
Messenger RNA from Letharia lupina, 297 nucleotides. RefSeq lists its product as uncharacterized. The record is from RefSeq and is a predicted model, not a curated record. The transcript is spliced from 2 exons. Bases 1 to 297 code for a protein of 98 amino acids. Lineage: Eukaryota; Fungi; Ascomycota; Lecanoromycetes; Lecanorales; Parmeliaceae.